UGGGUCGAGUUUUCCCAGAGCACCCCAUUCUACAGACUCCCCAACCCCUGUGUCGUGAAAUGGAUCAGUCGUGCAGAACCUGGGAGACCCAUUUGGAGACGCCCUCCUGCGCGGUGACGUCACUCAGUCUUGUAGCUCCGUUCCAAGGCCGAGGCUGUCAGGCUGGCAUUCCACUCCUCCUCCUCAGCCGCCUGCCUGCUGCCGGUGAUGGAGAGCCUCUUGGAGAACCCCAUGAAAGCUGUGCUGUACUUAAAGGAGUUGACGACUAUUGUGCAAAACCAACAAAGUCUUAUACAGAGUCAGAGGCAGCGAAUUGAUGAGUUAGAACGCAGGCUGGAUGAUUUAAGCCGUGAGAACCGGAGCUUGAGGGACCAGACUGCUUCGGGUCAGGUCCAGCAGCAUCCUCCUCCAGCCCAGCAUCAGCACCAGCAUCCUCCGUGCGCCAAACUGCCUGCUACGCCAGCCAGCAGCAGUAAAGGGGCUCAGCACCUCCAGCCACAACAACAUCAUUCCUUGCCUGCUGCUCAGAGUAAGGAACGCCAGCAGACCUGCUGUAAAGCUUUGAUCCAGCAGAAGACCCCCGCCAUCGGCAAGGCGAUCCUGGGCAGAAAGCCUGAGAACGAGACAGUUUUGCAUCAGUUUUGCUGCCCUGUUGCCGACUGUGAACAGAAACCCUUCUCCAGCUGCUCUCAGUCAGGCACUGAUUCCAGCAGUUCCAACAGAAAAGCAUGCAGCGCAGACACUGAUGGGACUUGCAGACUGGAGACAGACAGUACGAAGGGACAUGGGUCGGACUCUUUAAAGCAGACACCCAAAUGCCAUUCAUCAUUCACCGACAGCAAAGAAGAAAAGGCCAAGUGCUCCGGCAUGGUGCAGAGAGCCAGCCUACAUCACACUGCAUCCCCAGUGAGGAUACAGAGGAGCAAAGGGGCUGCAUCCUGCUCCCACGCUGCCAGCUCUGAUUAUGAACUCUCGCUGGAUCUCCGCAACAAACAGGUUGAAAUGUUAGAACAUAAAUACGGGGGUCACCUUGUCUCUCGGAAAGCUGCAUGCACCAUCCAGACAGCAUUUCGUCAGUAUCAGUUGAGCAAAAACUUUGAAAAAAUACGAAAUUCCCUGUUAGAGAGCCGUAUGCCUCGUCGAAUUUCACUCAGAAAAGUCAGGGUACAUAACACUGAGGGAUUUGCAUCUGAAAAAGCCCUGCUGGAGGGCUACAAUUUUGUAGGAAUCCCUUUGGUGAGAUCACCAUCCCUGCCAGCAAGCAUCAGCGGAGCAUUAACAGAACUGGAAGACUCUUUCACUGAGCAGGUCCAGUCCCUUGCUAAAUCAAUUGAUGAUGCCCUAAACACAUGGAGUCUGAAAACAUUAUGCUCUCUGCAGGGCGGUAGCACCUACCAGUUUACAGAAACAUUCAGUGCUAGUACCAGACGAGCAAGUGAAGAUGUUGAGAAGUUGGAGGGAAGUGACCAAGAGAAAGAAGAGAGACAUCAGGAAGGAAUUCCAAAGAGCAGCAGUUCUCUCAUGAUGGCCUUUAGGGAUGUUACUGUACAAAUUGACAGGAAAAACAUCUCUGUUUCCACUUCUGUUGUGGAGUCAACUUCUGUUUCUGUGUCAGACUGCCUCAGCAGUGCUGAGUCAGGUACUGUUCAGUCAACCAGGGAAAUGGACUCUUCAGAAAAUGGUAAAGCAAAUACAUUGCAAGAAUCAGGGGCUCAGUCUAACUCAGUGGCUCUACAAAACAAUGGUGAUGAACUCUCUCUUGCAACAAAUGGUGUGAAUACAACAGCAAUGGACUCUGAACAGAUGAUUAUACAAAAGUUUGAAGCUAGUGAGGAUGUAACCGAGGGCAAGAAAACUGAUUCAGAAUUGGGAGACAAUUUGGAACAAUUAAGUAGCAGUAGCACAUCCACGUCAGCUAAAUCCACAUCAGAGCUUUCGUCUAAGGAGGCCCUACAGGCCAUGAUCCUCAGUCUUCCACGGUAUCACUGUGAGAAUCCUGCAAGCUGCAAGUCACCGACCCUCUCGACAGACAUAAUAAGGAAACGGUUGUACAGGAUUGGCUUAAACCUCUUCAACAUAAAUCCAGACAAAGGAAUCCAAUUCCUAAUUUCUCGAGGAUUUAUCCCUGAUACCCCAAUUGGAGUAGCUCACUUCUUGUUACAGAGGAAAGGGUUAAGUCGUCAAAUGAUAGGAGAAUUUCUGGGCAACAGCAAGAGGCAAUUUAACCGAGAUGUCUUAGACUGUGUUGUGGAUGAGAUGGACUUUUCCAACAUGGAAUUGGAUGAGGCCCUAAGAAAAUUUCAAGCACAUAUUCGAGUCCAAGGGGAAGCUCAGAAAGUGGAAAGGCUGAUUGAAGCUUUCAGCCAGCGGUACUGCAUGUGCAAUCCGGAUGUGGUACAGCAGUUUCAUAACCCAGACACCAUCUUCAUCCUGGCUUUUGCCAUCAUUCUCCUGAACACAGACAUGUACAGCCCCAACAUCAAACCUGACAGGAAGAUGAUGUUAGAGGACUUCAUACGCAACCUACGAGGUGUUGAUGAUGGAGCGGAUAUUCCUCGUGAAAUGGUAGCUGGGAUAUAUGAGCGCAUCCAGCAGAAGGAACUGAAAUCAAAUGAGGAUCAUGUGACUUAUGUAACCAAAGUGGAAAAUUCUAUUGUGGGAAUGAAAACAGUCCUGUCGGUGCCUCAUCGUCGUCUGGUCUGCUGCAGUCGCCUCUUUGAGAUAUCGGACAUCAAUAAAUUGCAGAAGCAAGCCGCUCACCAGAGAGAAGUCUUCCUGUUUAAUGACCUACUAGUGAUACUAAAGCUGUGCCCGAAGAAGAAGAGCUCUUCUACAUACACCUUCUGCAAGUCUGUGGGACUCCUGGGAAUGCAGUUCCAUCUCUUCGAGAAUGAAUACUAUGCCCAUGGAAUUUCUUUGCUGUCACCCAUAUCAGGCUCAGAGAAAAAGCAAGUACUUCAUUUUUGUGCCCAAAGUGCAGAAGAAUUGCAGAAAUUUGUGGAAGACCUAAAGGAGUCAGUUGCAGAGGUGUCAGAACUGGAGCAGGUCCGCAUUGAUUGGGAGCUGGAGAAGCAGCAAGGUGCAAAGACCCCCUCCUCAGGAAAGAAUAAUGGCACUCCACUGGAGAUCAGAGCUAAGCAAGAAUCCCCCGAUGGCAGGACACUUAUUGGGGAGAGUAAAACAAUCAAUCAGCUAGCCCAGGUGUCAAUUCACAACAGGCUCCAGACGUAUCAGCACAGCACAGUCGAGAAUCGAGACAGUGGAAAGCAUCAGAACACCUUUCUUAACCUCACAGAAAUGGACAUCCCAGCUGUAACAUCGUCUGUGAAGGAACCAGUUUCAGAAACCCUUGUACAGUGCCAGCAAAUCGUCAAAGUAAUCGUCCUUGACAAGCCAGGCCAAGAUCAGUUAGAGUCAGCCUUUUUCCAGACUCCUGUGCAUCAGGCCAUUCGCUCCACUGCUUCUACACCUGUGCGGUCUCUAGGAAGUAGAAUUCAAGGAACUCCUUUGAAGACUACCCAUCAGCCACCUCUUCCUCCACCACCUCCACCUUAUAAUCACCCUCAUCAGUAUUGUCCUCCUAACCCUCUAAUGAGCAGUCGUCGAUACUCUAGUGGGUCGCGGAGUUUAGUAUAGCUGAGAUCUUACCUGUGACAGCACUGUGUUUUCACAUAAUGUGCUGUUACUCUUUAGAAUAUAACUUAUUUUGAGAUGCUUGCUUUGAAUCCUAUCCUGCUUUGAAAAGACAGUACAGGAAUUUAAGAAGAAAUUGCAAUUCUGUUUGCAUUAAGUGAGUUUAAGAUUAUAGCUUUGAAACCCACUGGUGGUAUCAAUGCAGCGGCAUGAUUUCCACUGUGCAAUACUAGUAGGGGACUUUGUUACACUCUGCAGAAAGAAAUAUUGUAACUAUUUAUUUGCAUAUAAUAACGUUUUUAUGGAUUCUAGACUAUGUGCACUGAGGUGGACAAAGUAAACUAAGCACCACAUGACGGGUCCUUUUUGGUAUGAGUUUGUGUUUUUUUUUCCUUGGAGGAUAGGAAAAUUAUUUCAGUUCCAGUGGCAACACUGUCUGCUUUACAAAGAUUUUCAGUGGAGAGAACUAUGAGUGUUCUUUACAGCUGGGCAUUUGCACUGAUUUCAUAAACAUGUAUUGCAAUGAAGUACUUAGUUGAAUGGUUUAUGUAUUACGUUUUCCACUUUCAGAGAACACUUGCAUAUCUUGACAGAAUACAUUCUAUUAAGGAUCCCUAUGCGAGGUCAAAAUAAAUUAGGUUGUAAGGAAGUAGCCAGGAUAUUUGUUUACUUAUACUAAGGAAUUUAUACAUUCUGUGAAAGGCUGCUGCGUAAUAAAACAAGGACAAAUUAGAACAGUAGUCAUGUGGUGAUGUGAAAGAUGAAGGAAGGUAUAGACUGUUGUUAUGAAGUUAAAGGCAUUAAAGAUAAUUUGAUAAACUGCAUAAUAUAGGAAGCAGAUUCACAUCUCUAAGUUCAACUUCAAAGCAUCACUUUACGAAACAAGGUUCAUUCCAUGUUGUCUAACUUGUUCUAAGUGAACAGUGUUUAUUCUUGCCACUGAUGUAAUUUUCAAGACACAUUAUGUAGUACCCACAGCCAACAGGCAUUUCAUAUUCUAACAUGGUUUUGGAGGACAUCUUUGUAUUUCACUUUUAUUUUGAAUAAGGAUACAGAUUUGGAAUGUAGUGGUAAUCCUUGCAUCAACAAAAUUCCAGCAACAGUGACAUAUAUUCCAGGAACAGUGACAAAUAUCAUGAUGAUAUAUUAUAAGAAACAGGAUAAAUUAGAAAAAAAAAUCUUGCCAUGCACGGCAAUUACGCCCAUAAGAAAAGAAGGCCAUUCAUUCUCUGAAACAUUCUCCAGUUCAGUGCUAUGGGAGAGUGGGACUGUAUCCCAGCACUCAGUGGGCACAACAUUGAGAAAGUAAUCCUGAACAGAAUGCCAGUCUAUUUAAAGACAUACUCUCACAGUCACAUACACAUAGCAUUUAUACCUGUGAGCAAUUUGGGAGGGUCACCAGUUCACCUGCAACAUGUCUUAGGAACAUGGGAAGGAAGCAGAACUUCCAGCAAGAUAAAAAAUAUAUAUGGUCACAGGAAGGACAUGUGGGAACCUAACCAAAAGUGCUCCAGUUAAGAAAUGGACUGGAAAACCAAAUACAUAGAGGGAGCAAUACUGAUGCCUACAUGGCUGGGCUGUCUAAAAUAGCUCAUACUUGACUGAAAUCAGAUUAAUUAGCUAUUACCUGCCAACCACUGGCAGCUGCCUUACUCUCAGAAGGCGUUAACAAAUUAUAGUUUAACUCUUACUAUGAAAGCCUGCUUUGUAUAUGAAAGUAUUUGUCAUUUACAGAAACUACUUCUAAGUCUUCUAAGUUUAUAGCAUCUCCAAAAACAUGUACAGACAACAGUUUACUUAUAUGACUGUGGUUUCUCUCUACAUACUAGAUUUCUACUUCUUAAUUUUGAAAAUGUGAAGAUAAUAUUUACCUAUUAAUCUAUAAAAUAUAUAAAGCUGCCCUGACUGUGACAGACAUUCUUCAUUAUACCACAUGUUAGGAUUAGAAUAGGUCUUUAGUAUCACAAUAUCAUGGCUGAUGGUUGUUGUUGUUGUUUGUCU
Protopterus annectens (West African lungfish) is the source of this 5634-nucleotide messenger RNA. RefSeq names its product IQ motif and Sec7 domain ArfGEF 3 (gene IQSEC3). The coding region runs from base 208 to 3636 and encodes 1142 amino acids. The record is from RefSeq and is a predicted model, not a curated record. NCBI's taxonomy places the organism in Eukaryota, Metazoa, Chordata, Ceratodontiformes, Protopteridae. Gene Ontology annotation, molecular function: guanyl-nucleotide exchange factor activity; protein binding. The transcript is spliced from 15 exons. Gene Ontology annotation, biological process: actin cytoskeleton organization; regulation of ARF protein signal transduction.